AUGGCUCCCAUCAAGGUCGGCAUCAACGGUUUCGGUCGUAUCGGCCGUAUCGUCUUCCGCAACGCCGUCGAGCACCCCGACAUCGAGGUUGUUGCUGUCAACGAUCCUUUCAUUGAGCCUCACUACGCCGUCUACAUGCUCAAGUACGACUCUUCCCACGGUAUCUUCAAGGGUGAGGUCGGCAACGAUGGUAACGACCUUGUCGUCAACGGCAAGACUGUCAAGUUCUACUCUGAGCGCGACCCCGCCAACAUCAAGUGGUCCGAGACCGGCGCCGACUACGUCGUCGAGUCUACUGGUGUCUUCACCACCAUUGACAAGGCCAAGGCCCAUCUUGCUGGUGGUGCCAAGAAGGUCAUCAUCUCUGCCCCCUCUGCCGACGCUCCCAUGUACGUCGUCGGUGUCAACGAGAACAAGUACGACGGCUCUGCCGACAUCAUCUCCAACGCCUCUUGCACCACCAACUGCCUGGCUCCCCUCGCCAAGGUCAUCAACGACAAGUUUGGUAUCGUUGAGGGUCUCAUGACCACCGUCCACUCCUACACUGCUACCCAGAAGACAGUCGAUGGUCCCUCCGCCAAGGACUGGCGAGGUGGCCGUGGCGCUGCCCAGAACAUCAUCCCCUCCAGCACUGGUGCCGCCAAGGCUGUCGGCAAGGUCAUUCCUGAGCUCAACGGCAAGCUCACUGGCAUGUCCAUGCGUGUCCCUACCGCCAACGUUUCCGUUGUCGAUCUUACGGUCCGCCUUGAGAAGGGUGCUUCUUACGACCAGAUCAAGAAGGUCAUCAAGGAGGCCUCUGAGGGUGACCUCAAGGGCGUUCUGGCCUACACUGAGGACGAUGUUGUCUCCUCCGAUCUCAACGGCAACACAAACUCCUCCAUCUUCGAUGCCAAGGCCGGUAUCUCUCUCAAUGACAACUUCGUCAAGCUGGUCUCCUGGUACGACAACGAGUGGGGUUACUCCCGCCGUGUCCUCGACCUCCUGGCCCACGUUGCCAAGGUCGAUGCCUCCAAGUAA
This is a messenger RNA of Fusarium proliferatum ET1, 1017 nucleotides long. Its product is annotated as putative glyceraldehyde 3-phosphate dehydrogenase (ccg-7). Bases 1 to 1017 code for a protein of 338 amino acids. The transcript is spliced from 2 exons. The record is from RefSeq and is a predicted model, not a curated record. Gene Ontology annotation, molecular function: NADP binding; NAD binding; oxidoreductase activity, acting on the aldehyde or oxo group of donors, NAD or NADP as acceptor. Lineage: Eukaryota; Fungi; Ascomycota; Sordariomycetes; Hypocreales; Nectriaceae. Gene Ontology annotation, biological process: glucose metabolic process.